CUGGACAAAAUGGUGGCUGUAUGGGUUGUGUUGUUCACGGUAGCAGUUGUUUUAUUGACGCUUUGGAUAUUAAAACAAGAACGGCGAAGAAAGCGUAUAGAUAAACUUGCAGGUCCCCGCUCGCUGCCUCUUAUUGGAAAUCUUCACCAGCUUAAACGGGAUCCUAAAGAAUUUACCAUACAACUGUACGAGUUCUGUAAGGAGUAUGCCAAGUUUGAUGUGUUCAGAUUGAUGGUGGCCCACCACCCUCUUAUCCUCGUUUGUAGCCCGGACGAGAUUGAGCCAUUAAUGAACAGUUCGAAACACCUCGAUAAAUCUUCUGACUACGAUUUCCUCCAUUCCUGGCUAGGCACCGGCUUGUUAACGAGUACUGGUGAAAAAUGGAAAAUGCGGAGAAAGCUUCUUACACCGACCUUUCAUUUCAAAAUUUUGCACGAUUUCAUUGGGGUGUUCAGUGAUCAAAGUAACAUUUUGAUUGAAAAAAUGAGAGCGGUUGCUGACGGAAAAACAACAGUUGACGUUUUCAAUGACAUCACAUUGUGCGCAUUGGAUAUCAUCUGUGAAACUGCAAUGGGCCGAAGCGUAAAUGCUCAGAAGAACAGCGAUUCCGAUUAUGUGCGAUCUGUGUAUAAGGCGUCUGAGUUCACGUUCAUUCGACAAAGGUCGCCAUGGCUUUGGCCAGACCUUCUGUUUAACCUUAUUGGUCCGGGAAAGGAUUACGCCAAAAGUCUUAAGAUUUUACAUGGAUUUACUGAAAAGGUUAUAAGAGAACGACAAGAGGAGUUUUCAAAGAAAUACACGUCUGACACAACGAUGGAACAACUACUGGAAAAGAAAGACCAUGACAAGAUGGAAGGGAAGCAAAGACUUGCUUUCCUGGACAUGCUCCUUUGCGCCACGUCUGAUGGCGAACACAUGUCCUUUCUGGAUAUCCGCGAAGAAGUAGACACCUUUAUGUUUGAAGGUCACGACACCACGGCCAUGGCGGCCAAUUGGGCGCUACAUUUGAUCGGGACAGACCCAGAAGUCCAGAAGAAAGUUCACCAGGAAUUAGAUGCGGUGUUUGGUAGAAGUAACCGCGAUGCGAUGAUGGACGACUUAAAGGAGCUGAAGUAUCUGGAAUGCUGCAUUAAGGAAGCUCUUCGCUUGUUCCCGUCCGUUCCUGUCUUUGGUCGAAGCCUUACGGAGGAUACAACCAUUGGUGGAGUGUUCUUGGGGAAGGGUACAAGCGCACUGAUUGUCCCCGCUGCUAUCCAUAUGCGAGAUGACAUUUACCCGGACCCUGAUAAGUUUGACCCCGACAGAUUCCUUACAGAAAACUCCGUGAAGAGACAUCCUUAUGCAUAUAUUCCGUUUUCGGCUGGUUCAAGGAAUUGUAUUGGACAAAAGUUUGCGAUGUUGGAGGAAAAGGUUAUUUUGUCUACAAUUUUCCGAAACUUCUCCGUGAAGAGUAUGCAGGACCGGGAAGAGUUAUGUCCCUUGGCGGAACUCAUCUUGAGGCCCGGAAACGGUAUUAAGGUUGUCCUAACACCGAAGUAAACGGCCAAAUGACGCUGUCACCAAAAGGAUGACCAUACUAUAUAGCUCUUAAAUGUUAUAUAACGACAAUUCGUUUGGUAUUAAGUGUUUGUGGUGGUUGUUAAUUUCAGCAAAAUAGUAUUAAAAUGUCUUCAUCGAUUGUAAGCAUUGAAGGCGGUUUGCAUUGGUGGAUUAAAAUCAGUUGAUAAGACGUUGCAAAACACGACGCGUACGUUAUCUUGUAUGUGUAGCUACAUAUUGCAGUUUCAUUUGAUGUUUUAACUUGAACUUAUAGGUUCGUUGAUUCUUAUAAAUCACUUCCCAUGCGCAUUUGUAAAAACCAUUUUAAACUUUUACGAUGUACAUGUACCUGGAUGACGUAGUCAACAACAAGCACAUACCUGGAUGACGUAUACAACAAUCACAUACCUGGAUGACGUAGUCAACAACAAACACAUACCUGGAUAACGUAGUCAAUAACAAUGCAGUUCACACGUACAAGUAGCGUUUAGCAACCUCCAAUGUGUUUCAUUGCUUAAUUUAUAGUAUUAUAAUUAUUUAUGAUUAUUAUUAUUAUUACAAUUUUACAUUUCACUUUUUAAGAUUCGCAGGCUUUCAAGUGGAUCCUACUUUCGUUAUAUUUUGCUUCCUCUUUUCCCUAAAUUUCGUGAGGAAAAAAACAACUAUCCCCUUUUGUUUGUGAUAAAAUAGUUAAAGAAAUAAUAGUUCAACAAUGCCCUCUGAAUAUUGGAAAUGAAGAACUCAUAUUUAAACAAUUCCGGUUGGCAUGCCUGCGGAACUCCCUAGCUAGCUAGUUGUUUUUAAAUUGUGACUAUUUCAAUAACAAAAUAUUAAGAAAAAUCAUGUACAUAACAUUUGUACAAAUGUUCAGUAGCUAUUUAAUUGCUUUAAACCGGGUUAGUAAAGAGCCAUAGUAUCACUUUGUUUUGCCCUGAAUUCUUUUUUAAUACUAUUUAAUUCGGGGGGGGGGGGGGGUUGCGUGUUGCUGUCACUUGCAAGCCCGGACUCGUGUUCGAUUGGAGAUCAAACAUAUUGUCUGAAUGUUCUUGAAGAAAUCCAUUCAUUUUUGUAUAGCAAAUACGACGUGCACUUCUAUGACAUAUGUCCAUUUAAGAAAUGCCUUGCGUAAAUGUUGUCAUUAACAGGGUACGGACGCAGUUAGGCUGGUUAAAGUGUGUGCACUCCAAAGACUCCACGUGUACUUGAAACAGCCAAACUGCGUUCAUAUCCCCGAUAAUGACAUCAAUCAUGCAAUCCAUUCCUUAUAUUUACACCAAUGGCUCAUUAUUUGUUUCUAGAAUUGUUAAAAAAUACUUAAUUUCAUUUAAGAAAACCUUAACAUUUGUUUCUCACACAUUCUGUAAAUGGAACGACCCGACCGUAACCAGAAACAGUUUAUCAUAUGGUGGCAUAAAAACACUGGAAAAAAUCAAUCACAUCAUAGUUGAUACGUUAAAUCACUUUCUGAUGUAAAAUUGAAACGCUAAUGACAACAAUACAUUUUACGAAUCAUAAAUUUACACUUUUCAAAAUAGUGAUUUAAGUUUGUUAAUGGUCUGCUGACUCAAUACAAACAAUAAGUUAAAAACAACAUGAUUAACAUUUUUCAAUGUACUUGUAUAUUAUUGUGCGAUGAUUCGCGAUCCGAACAUAUCCGAAGAUGAUGCGUCCUUCGGAAUAUAUUAGUAAUUGCCAAAGGAAUGGAGGCUAAGCUGUAAAUAUUUAACUUUAAAGCUGCACUCUCACUGAUUGAACGUUUUGACAACUUUUUUGUCUUGGAAAGAGCCAAUUUUUGCAAAAAUCCAUGGAAACAAGUGAUAUAAGACUGCUGACAAAAAAAAAUUAGAUCGCAGAUUUUUAUAUUGAAGUUCAAAAAAUAAUGUUUUAUGCAUUUUUCUUAAACCGUCAGUAACGGUUUAAGCCAUUAAACAUUAAUUUUCGAACGGACAUUUGCAAAUCUGCGAUCUGAUCUUUUGUCAGCAAUCUUUAUCAUUGGUUAGCAGAUAUUUACGCACAAAUUUGCUCUUUCCAAGACAAAAAAUUAAAAAAAAGUUGUAAACACGGUAAAUCUGUGAGAGCGCAGCUUUACCAACGGUGCUCUUUACAGUUGACUUCAGAGGUAAGUUUACUACAAAAGGAUUUCUGAAUUAUUCAUUUCUUAAUUUCAAUUUUGUGUCAGUAUAAGAAACAUUCAGGGCGUGUUGUGCUAAGUUCAUUUUUGUGUCAGUAUUAGAAAUAUUCAGGGCGUGUUGUGCUAAGUUCAUUUUUGUUUGAUCAUAUAGACAUAUCUCACUUCCAUAUUCAAUUAUAAUCAAUUUUGUGUGGCCGUGCUAACGAACAGAACAUGUGUUUGCUCUGUGAUAGAUUUUUAUAGAAUUAUUAGCUUUGUUCUUCAAAACAACAAAUAUGAGAGAAUGUUUAAAAACAUGUGAGUACAACUUAGUCUAACACGGUUGGUUAAUUGUAGUUGUUAACAGCUGUAAAUAAAUAUUCUGAAUAUUUAUUUACACUUCAACAACGUUAAGAAUUAUCUCUUUAAUUUGUGUCAAAAACUUUUUGUCUUAAAAUAAUUAUAACGGUGUCCAAGUUUAUUGUGGAAACGCUCUUCAUUUUAAAAAAUGUGGUACCGACUUCGUUGCACAUCAGUUAGAUUCAUGUUUUGUAAAUUAAUUUGUUUGUAUUCCUAACAAGCAGGGUAUGUUGCUAAGAUUAUUAAUCAUUUAUUUAUCAAGGAUACAAAACAUUUAACGUUGCACGUGUCCCGUUGAUAAGAUAUGUCACCCAUAACGCCCUAGUACUCGUACAUAUACAUGUUAUAGAUUCAGUUACAUGGCACCGUGUUAGAGAAAUCCAUUGUUCUACGAGUGAUUUCCAUGAUGGCUGUAUUUUAUGUUGUUUGAUUUGUAAUUUGUUAAAUAAAGUGAUUGCUAGAUUGAAA
This is a messenger RNA of Mya arenaria, 4477 nucleotides long. Its product is annotated as cytochrome P450 4V2-like. The transcript has 12 exons. Gene Ontology annotation, molecular function: oxidoreductase activity, acting on paired donors, with incorporation or reduction of molecular oxygen; monooxygenase activity; iron ion binding. The record is from RefSeq and is a predicted model, not a curated record. Bases 10 to 1539 code for a protein of 509 amino acids. Lineage: Eukaryota; Metazoa; Mollusca; Bivalvia; Myida; Myidae.